AUGGCAGGCCCGACAAGCUUCUUAUACCUUCGUCAGCCCGACUCAAAGGUGUUCAUUCCUCCUCCCCGGUCCAGCAAGCUUGCAGCAGUCGCAGCAGACCUUCAGUACCGGGGCCCCGCGUCAGGUGCUCCACGGUGCCGCACCUCAGCCCUCCAACCUAGAAUAAGUGUAGUUGCAGGCCGCAGGAGCAACGGCGGAUGGGCUGUCAAGUCAACCCGGGUUUUCGGUCUCGACUCUAAUGGAAUCACAAACUCAACACCCACCCCCACGAAACCGCACGGGAUUGCCUGUUCCAGCCUUGAUGGGGGUUUUGUCUUCGUAUCUCUGAUUGCGGUCCGUAUUCUGUGUGGUUAUCCGCCCCUCACGGCUCUGGUUCCUAUUUAUCCGCAACGUGCCGCGGGUAGCAGAGGUGAAAGGUCAGAGGUGCGCUUGUCGCGUGCGCCGCUGGCCUCUGAGUGCGGAGCGGACGUCGGUUAUCUGCCCGCAUCUAGCGGGGUUUUGAUCGGCGAAUCAUGGCGUUCUGUCCUGCAUGGGUCUGUAGACGAUUCGAAUGCUCUCGUGGUUGCAUUGCAUGCUCAGUAUUCGUCGUGGCCUAUUGCUGUGCUCCUUUACAGAAUCUUUGGGCGCGCGAGUGGCCUGGAGGUGUCUUUUGCGAGUGAAAGCUACGUUAUCUUUUUUGUUUUAGUCUUUCUUUCAUCAAACUCAUUUCCGCUACGAUGGCAUCCUCCUACAGAAGUAGGGAACACGUACUGGUGCCAGCGUCUUUUGGAUGAGAUGAGGAUAAGGUCUACGCUGUGGGGAGUAUACCGCGAAGCUCGCGCUUCUAUUUUCAUUCUCCUUUCGAGUAUGGGGCAGAGUAUGGAAGUGGCUUGCUUUAUCUGUAGGUGCUUUGACUUGAACAGAUCUUUUGUGACUUGGAGAUGUACGUGGCCAUCCCGGAUAUGGUGUCGUGAUGAUGCUGGCUCUAAGAAGGCGGCUAGUGGUGUGUUGACCGGCAACCUAUUUGAUCACCCACUCGUCAGCUUAUGGACGGCUAUGAAAGUUGAGGAGCAUCGAGAGUACAGCUCGUCGUGGUCAAAGUCGAUCAUUCACUUGUUGCCUCUCAAUUCGCGCUACCCGCCUUCUGUCACAAAGCUCAAUGCUCGGCACAUGUUUCUCUUCAAGCCUGGCGAUUUCCGGAGCGAGGGAUGGCGCGGACCGAGGAAAGAAAUCAUCGAACGCGUUCUCGAAAUGAUACAGAGACAAGACUGUUUGUCCAGCAUUUUCAAGGAGGAUUCCACCGGUAGUAUCGACGCAGCUGACCCUGACUGA
This is a messenger RNA of Colletotrichum lupini, 1311 nucleotides long. RefSeq lists its product as uncharacterized. The transcript is spliced from 12 exons. NCBI's taxonomy places the organism in Eukaryota, Fungi, Ascomycota, Sordariomycetes, Glomerellales, Glomerellaceae. The record is from RefSeq and is a predicted model, not a curated record. Bases 1 to 1311 code for a protein of 436 amino acids.